AUGGGUCGGCUUAAUCCUUUGGAGCUAAAAAAUGACCCACGGUGGGCAGAUAUACCAGUUGUUGGAGCUUGUGUGGUAAGGUCAAUACACAACAGCACAUCAAUGCCACAUUCGUCAUCUUCAAAUAAUACCAAGCACAGAAUACGAAAAAAAUACGCAGAUUUCCAGGAAAUUGACUGGAAUUACGAGUAUGGACUUAUUCGGACAUCCGAUGCUGCUGUUCCAGUUGCUGGUCAAGGGUCCAGAGGAUACAUGAAGAUCCUGGAUUCUAGAUGGGUUAUACUCUCAGUAUCGAGUUUCUUGAUGGGAAUGCUAGCAGUUGCAAUAGAUUACUUGUCAACUUGGUUCCAUGACUUGAGAGUCGGGGUCUGCUAUGGGUCCUUUAUCAAGCUGGAGUCACAAUGUGAUGUCAAGGGCAGUGGAUGGAGCUCGUGGUCGCAUGUGAUCUUCUAUUUCAUGAGGCCCGAAAACAUGAUCCAUAAGUUCAACGAUUGGAUUGUUUAUGUAAUUACAGCGGUUCUUCUUGCAUUCUUUGCAGUGGUACUAACUCGAAACAUGCCAUAUGCCAUGAACAGUGGAAUCGCGGAUAUCAAGUUCAUCCUAUCCGGGUUCGUCGUGAAUGGUUUCUUGAGCCCCAGAGUUUGGAUAUCCAAGAUUGUUGGUCUGGUGAUGGUUGUUGCUGCAGGAGUUUGGGUGGGCAAAGAGGGACCUCUGGUGCAUAUAUCAUGCGGUGUCACAGACUAUAUUAUGUCAUUUUCGCCCAAGUUCUACAACAACGAAGCAUUGAAGAGAGAGAUCUUGAGUGCUUCCACAGCUGCGGGGAUUGCAGUCGCAUUUAACGCUCCCAUUGGAGGUGUUUUGUUCACGUUGGAGCAGAUAUCGAGCUUCUUCCCUAUCGAUAAGCUGAUGUGGAAUUCUUUUGUGUGCGCUACAAUCAGUGUUACUGUGCUUCAAAGCUUGCAUCCCUUCCAGGAGGUGAUGAGCCAGCAAGCCUUCUUCGUGAGCGACGACGAAACCUGGCUAUUGUUUGAGGCAUUGCCUUUCAUAAUCUUGGGACUGAUAGGAGGUUUUGCAGGUGUCAUGUUCAACAAGCUGAACAUCAAGCUUGCCAAAUUGAAACAGACAUAUAUCGCCGGGAGAAAAAACAGACAGCUCAUUGAGGUAUUGUUAUUGGCCCUCGUGACUGCUGUUGUAUCCUAUCCUAUCCUGAUUGCCACAAUGCCAUUACCUCAGAUGCUCGCAGUUCUUUUCAAAGACUGCAAUACGGAGGCUGCUGCCACUACAGUGGUCUGUAAGAUAGAGACGAGAAUCUCGGAGGACGGAGUUUUCCCAGUUGGGUUGUUUGGAAUGCUACUUUUAACGGCAAUCCAGGGGUUUGUGUUGUCGUCCUAUUCAUAUGGAACGACCAUCCCAGGUGGAGUUUUGAUGCCUUCUCUGGCAAUAGGCGCUCUGAUCGGAAGACUGGUCGGAUCUGUUAUCCACUAUAUGCAAGUGGCAUAUCCUGACCUAUCAAUAUUCGUUAACUGUAACGGUAAGGGCCAGUGUAUAUCGCCUGGCUCAUAUGCUGUCGUGGGGGCCGGUGCUUUUGUUGCCGGUGUGACUAAGAUGACGGUUGCUGUUGUAGUGAUCCUGUUCGAACUUACCGGAGCACUGGCUUAUGUCUUGCCUAUCAUGAUUGGUGUGCUUAUAUCCAGAUUUGUCAAUGACAUGUUCCUUGAUAUGUCAUGCUACGAGUUAUGGCUGGCCUUCCAGAAGAGACCGUAUUUGAGAUCCUCAUUGGAAGAACUUGGCAAGCCUUCUAUGUCAAUGGUGGAAUGCAAAAGUAUUCUGAAACCAAUACAUGAGCUGGAUUUGCUUUACUUGGACCAAGACUUGACUUUCAGAGACCUGGUCAAUUUGACUGAAAGCAGGGAGCCUUCGACCACAGUUUUUCCGGUGGUGGAGGGAAAGUCAAGGCCGAUUUUGGUCGGCUAUCUCACUGCCUAUGAGCUGGAGCGGGAACUGAGCAAGAUCAAGGAGAUCCAGGGUUUGUCGUUGGAUACCUCGGUGGCAUUGGAAGAAACCACGGAUGGUUACUCCAUCAACUCCAUCGUGAAUACAGAUCCAAUCUGUAUGUCGCCUGAUCUUCCUGUUUUGACGCUGUACGAGAUGCUGAGCAAAUUACAACUACCGAUGGUGUUCUUCUGUUACCCCGGACAGGGCAAGCUUUUGAAGGGAACACUGACGAAAGGUGAUCUGAUUGAGAUUCUGGAUGGUGAUGAUCUUGAAAGAAUUUAG
Kuraishia capsulata CBS 1993 is the source of this 2277-nucleotide messenger RNA. RefSeq lists its product as uncharacterized. Gene Ontology annotation, molecular function: voltage-gated chloride channel activity. The record is from RefSeq and is a predicted model, not a curated record. Bases 1 to 2277 code for a protein of 758 amino acids. The transcript has a single exon. NCBI's taxonomy places the organism in Eukaryota, Fungi, Ascomycota, Pichiomycetes, Pichiales, Pichiaceae. Gene Ontology annotation, cellular component: Golgi apparatus; membrane; early endosome. Gene Ontology annotation, biological process: chloride transport; transmembrane transport.